Messenger RNA from Auanema sp. JU1783, 2034 nucleotides. The record is from the annotation of a GenBank genome assembly. NCBI's taxonomy places the organism in Eukaryota, Metazoa, Nematoda, Chromadorea, Rhabditida, Rhabditidae.
AUGCGAUUGAUCGGAUGGGAGGUGAUAUUAAUAUUCACGAUCUGCCUCCAACAGGUAUUGACUGAAGAUUACUGCUCCAAUAAUGGCGAUCUCGAUGUCUCCAACAUACGGCCUCUCAAAUGCAAACUUGGAGUGAAUCAAAGACAAUGUGUGAAUUGGCGCAUCCCGAUGGCCAUUUACUUGAGAAAUGCGGAUCAAGGUUCGGAACAGAAUGUUCUUAGUAGUAUUCUUGGCUUCAUGAAACAAGCCGCUUUUUACUGUGAUAAUAACAGCUAUACUCAACUGUACAUACCUGGACCUUACGCGGAAAACAAGUGUCCAAAAUUCCACUCAAUUACAGAUUCCAUAUAUUCAAACAUCACUUAUAAAACAGCAGCGACAGCAAAGCUUGAGCUGGAAGACGUCGAUCAAGAUUCCCCGGGAUAUAUACUUUAUAACAUGCUGUACAAAAUGAAAGAAUGUCUUCUACAGACCCCUCUGUCAUCAGAUCAAGGUGGAGCAGCCUUUGUAUUCACAGAUAUCACGUACGAACAAAUGUGUGACGAUAUGUUUCUGGCCAAUUCCCCGUUUCAGUUAGGCACUCUGAUUGCUGAACUUAUUUCCAAUAAGUACUCCGUUGUCUUCCAACUAUUUUCUAGGCAACCCACGGAAGACUUUGUGAAAUUCCAACAGCUCUUCAACGUAUGUACCAAAUUGAAUGACUGUUAUCUGUUUCUGAACGCAUAUGAAGAUGAUUGGAGUUUCGAUGGUGUUUGGUUUGAAACUUGUCCUCGCUAUGGAUUGGAAAUGCCGGAAGGAGAAAUCAUAUACUUAGUGAGCUUGUGUGCUUCUUGUGUUGUGCUAUCAUUGGCACUUUUCUGCGCUUUCUUCCAAAAAACUCUACGAAAAAUGAGGCGUUCGAGAAAGCAGAUAAACAAUGAUUUUUGCACAAUUAUCAAACGGGAGAAUGAUAAAACAUCUUCUCCUACGAUGGAUAUCAUAGCUGAUGACUGGGAGAUCAAUCUGACCGAUAUUCUACUGAAAGACUCAGAAGUGUUAGGCUAUGGAGCCUUCGGAACAGUAUUCAAAGCUAUAAUUGCUGAAGGAAAAGUACCAUUGUUACAAAAGCAAGGAUAUGCGGUGCAGCCUCUUAUAUGUCUUCCAGAUGGAACAUACGAGGCAGCGCUGAAGCGGCUUCCAGAACAUUCAAUCAAGAGGAAUAUAGCUGAUUUGAGAAAUGAAAUUCAGUUUAUGAAAGAUUUGGGAUAUCACCCCCAUGUUAUAAGUAUGCUUGGAUGCGUCAGUGUGAACGAUGAUCCAAUGCUGGUUCUGGAGUACUGUGAGCAUAAAGAUCUCCUCAAUUUCCUCAGAAAACAUCGUGGUAACUACAUGGACUCAAACAUGAAGAAUGAAGAAGAAGAAGAUUUUUCCCUCGAGUUGUUCGACCCACCUAGCCCCAUGGCAGAAAACAGUGGAAGCUCUUUCAUCCCCAUAAUAAUCACCCCAAAAACUUUGCUAUCCUUAGCCUGGCAAAUUUGUGAUGGAAUGACUUACUUGGUCAGUAAGGAUAUAAUACACAGAGAUCUCGCUGCCAGAAACGUUCUGCUUAACUCUCGAUUAGUGGCGAAAAUUGGAGAUUUUGGUAUGUGCCGUAGAUCCAAGGACGUUUUUUAUACUUCGAAAGGAGGUAGACUUCCCGUGAAAUGGAUGGCUCCAGAGUCUUUGAAGUUCUUCAAAUUCUCUUCCAAAACCGAUGUAUGGUCCUAUGGUGUUGUUUUGUAUGAAGUCUUCUCAUUGGGCUUAACUCCAUACAUAGCAGUGGAUCCAGAAUAUAUGUGCGAUUAUCUUGACGAGGGCAACCGAUUACCAAAAGUGGAUAAGUGCCCAGAGGAAAUAUAUGAAAUCAUGGAAAAAUGCUGGGAGGCAGAUCCUGAGAAAAGACCCUCUUUCAAUGAGAUAAGACAAUCAUUGGCUACGUUUCUGAAUGAAAGUGAUGGAAAUUACAAUUACGUCGACUUGAUGAAUCCUCCAAUGAACUUGUCGUCGAGUCCUUGA